Aspergillus pseudonomiae is the source of this 1214-nucleotide messenger RNA. RefSeq lists its product as uncharacterized. Gene Ontology annotation, cellular component: plasma membrane. The transcript is spliced from 6 exons. Lineage: Eukaryota; Fungi; Ascomycota; Eurotiomycetes; Eurotiales; Aspergillaceae. Gene Ontology annotation, biological process: potassium ion import across plasma membrane; intracellular potassium ion homeostasis. Gene Ontology annotation, molecular function: high-affinity potassium ion transmembrane transporter activity. The record is from RefSeq and is a predicted model, not a curated record. Bases 186 to 854 code for a protein of 222 amino acids.
CUCUUCCCAUACCUUCUCGGCGGAUUGGCCAACAUAAAUCCCGCAUCCGAUUCCGUCCAAGGUCGACUCCCGAGUAUUUGAGAGGCAGUUGCUGCCACGAGUGACCUAGAAAACCCCUUGCAUACAUACCCCCGGGCAAGUACAGGGCGUGUGCGUCUUUGCCAGCAUUCUUGCUCCCGCCAGCUAUGUGGAAGCCGCACCUUAACUUUAUCACGUUGCAUUAUGCAUAUAUCAUCUUUCUCAGCAUUUUAGCCUUAGUCGUUGUCUAUCCUCAGAGAAAUUUGAGAGCGGUCGAUGCCUACUUCUUUGGAGCCAGCGCUUCAACCGAGUCUGGGCUCAAUACCAUCGACGUCAAGGAGCUCAAAAUAUAUCAACAGGUGUAUUUAUACCUAAUACCUACUCUCGGUAACCUUGGAUUUAUUAAUAUCCUGGUUGUUCUCGUUCGAUUGCGUUGGUUCAAGAAGCGUUUUGAGGCUGCCGCACCUGACCUCCUGGGAUCCAAACCGCAAAAUGUAGUCAAUGACCCCGACCUUGAAGAGAAAACCGUUGGCGACCGACAAGAUAUGGUCAAGAGCCACAAGUCGUCGGAACAACCUAUUGAUUCGGAUGGACAAGGUAACAGACGGCCUGUGUUGCCCUCACAAGGUUGCAUCCCGGUCUUGAAUAGAUCCCCAGACAACGUAUCGGAGGGCCAACAGGUCAAUGUGACCACUGUCGAACCGCUACGUGCGGCUACUGUAUCUUUUGCAGAGCAUGUAAACACAGAUAGCAAAGCUCUAUACAUCCCCCCUCCCUGGGCGAGGGAUAGAGGUAUUUCGCAAUUGGGGAUUGACCUGGCUAUAAAAUGUUGCUGACAGAUGCCCUUUUUCUGCAGGAUUCCCUAUCCUAGAAGUCUGCGACAGUGAAUCAGGCGACCUAGAUCUCGAUAGAGCCAAAUCUAGCACGGCAGAUUCCCUGGCCUUGGACCCCUCUCGCCGAUAUUUGAAGCACAGACUCUAUUCUACAACUAUCCCAUUGGAACGCAUUGCUUCCAGGAUGUUCACGAUGGAUCCAACCCCGAGUCACUGCCAACCGGCUCGGUCCUUAUCGCGGACACCGCUCUCGAAGGAUUUGGCUCUUCCCAACCUCUCUUCCAAGGCGACUGUGGGUCGGAACUCACAGUUCCACAACUUGACUGAAAGGGAUAGAGAGUUAUUGGGGGGGAUUGAAUACCG